AUGUUCACACAACCAGUCUCGUCUCCUCCUCCGGGACCCCAGACUGCCAACCCCGUGUCGCCGUCUCGACCAAGUCGACUGCGAGGAUUGAGUUACCUGCGCAAUUACACCCACAGCCAUCUUCUAUCUCGGGAUUCCCACCACUCAUCGUCCAACGGAAACGCCAACGCAUCUCCUCGCAGUACGACGCAGAACGGUAAUUUGACCCGCUCUGUCAGCUACACCCCCUCGUCGACAUUGUCCGCCGCUUCGCAUAAUCCCAAUCGUCUGACUCUCGUGAGCUCUUCCCCCGACGCAACACCAUCACGCCCGUCGCAGCAGCAGCAGUCUGCAGACAGCAACGGAAAUUCAUCUAGCAGUCCUCCGCCGACUAUUCCUGAGUCGGAGUCUACGCCCCCGCAGACUUCGGCCACGAGCCUGAACGUCUCGCCAGACACAACUUCCACCAACGGCCAAACGAACAUGGCGGGAACGAGAGCUCGUGCCGCGAGCAGCGCUGACGCCACCACCGCCGCAUCAUCUUCUGCUCAUGGCGCUGGUGCUGCCAAUAAUGGUGCAUCCGAGACAGUCCCUUCAAUACGGUUUUCUGCCUACUACGACCCUCGCUCGACACGGCCAUCACUUUCCUUUCCCCCGAUUACGCGGACCUUACCAAAUGGCACCGAAGUUAUUCGUGUUGGGCGAUAUUCGGAGCGAGAUGGCCAGGCUGCGCACAUGAAUAGCAACCAGCCAUCUGCUGCACCGGUGGGCUUCAAGAGCAAGGUUGUGAGCCGGAGACACUGCGAAUUCUGGUGCGAAGAUGGCAAGUGGUUCAUCAAGGACGUCAAGAGCUCUUCAGGAACCUUUUUGAACCACAUUAGGCUGAGCCCUCCAUCCCAGGAGAGCAAGGCCUAUCCAGUCAACGACGGCGACAUUGUUCAACUGGGCAUUGAUUUCAAGGGUGGCGAAGAGAUGAUUUUCCGAUGCGUCAAAAUGAGAUUAGAGCUGAACCGCGGUUGGCAGAACAAGCUGAACAGUUUCAAUGUUGCGGCUCAUAAACGACUUCGAACCAUGGCAUCAAGCAACGCUGCUGCCGGUGCAGCUGGAUCGAGCUCUCAGGAUUGUUCCAUCUGCCUCAAUUCUAUUGCCCCCUGUCAAUCUCUAUUUGUUGCGCCCUGCUCACACACCUGGCACUUCAAAUGCGUGCGGUCACUUCUAACCUCGCCGCAAUAUCCCAUCUUUGUUUGCCCAAACUGUCGUGCGGGUGCAGAUCUCGAAGCCGAUGUGGAAGAACCAUCGGAAGAAUGGCAGCAACUCGAUGAUGAUGAUGAGAUGGAUACAGAUAAGAAGGAAGCUGAAAAUCCCCAACCAGAGCAAUCUUCUGCACCUGAGAGCCCUGCAGAAGCUGCGGAAGCACAGGACCCCGAUGCCAUGGAUGUUACUGUGAGCGUCAACAUGGCGGACAGCCCUGCUGGGAGACCCGCGGGAAACCUGCCUCACACAGCCUCAGAGCCGUUACCUAUCAGGAAUCCAGCCUCAGGUUCGGGACGUGUAGGUCACCUACGGGAGAACCGAUCUCCAUCACCGUCAUCCAGCGGUGCGGAAGGUCCAAUCACGCCACGGAACAAUGCUGGACCAUGGGUAUUCGACGGCAGUGCAGGGCAGCGUCCUGCUGAUGGCAACCCAGAAAUGAGGAGCCUAGAUGCUGCAGCGGAAAUGGAUGUCAGCGGCGCCAAUCAUAGCGACGAUUCUAGCCGCUGA
Molecule: messenger RNA, 1740 nt
Organism: Pochonia chlamydosporia 170
Lineage: Eukaryota; Fungi; Ascomycota; Sordariomycetes; Hypocreales; Clavicipitaceae
Product: FHA domain-containing protein
Exons: 3
Coding region: 1-1740 (579 amino acids)
Biological process (GO): negative regulation of septation initiation signaling; ubiquitin-dependent protein catabolic process; protein ubiquitination
Cellular component (GO): cell division site; mitotic spindle pole body; ubiquitin ligase complex
Molecular function (GO): protein binding; ubiquitin protein ligase activity
Source: RefSeq, a predicted model, not a curated record